Messenger RNA from Lemur catta (Ring-tailed lemur), 630 nucleotides. RefSeq names its product RNA polymerase II subunit A C-terminal domain phosphatase SSU72-like. The transcript has a single exon. The record is from RefSeq and is a predicted model, not a curated record. The coding region runs from base 46 to 627 and encodes 193 amino acids. Gene Ontology annotation, molecular function: RNA polymerase II CTD heptapeptide repeat phosphatase activity. Gene Ontology annotation, cellular component: mRNA cleavage and polyadenylation specificity factor complex; nucleus. Lineage: Eukaryota; Metazoa; Chordata; Mammalia; Primates; Lemuridae. Gene Ontology annotation, biological process: termination of RNA polymerase II transcription.
CCCCUGCGGCCCCCAGGUCUCCCUGAAGUGCCCAGCGCCGCCACGAUGCCCUCAUCCCCGCUCAGGGUCGCCGUGGUGUGCAUGAGCAACAUCAACAGGAGCAUGGAAGCCCACAGCCUCCUCGAGAGGAAAGGGUUCAGCGUCCGUUCCUUUGGGGCUGGAUCUCGUGUGAGGCUCCCAGGACGGAGACCCGAUCUUCCCGCGGUUUAUGAUUUUGCCACAACGUAUCGACAGAUGCACGACGACCUCCGAAGGAAAGACAGGGAAUGCUACACACAGAAUGGCAUCUUGCACAUCUUGGGAAGAAAUGAGAGGAUCAAGCCCCGUCCCGAAAGAUUUCAGCAGUGCACCGAGUCCUUUGACGUCAUCUUCACCUGUGAGGAGCGUGUCUAUGACAGGGUGGUGGAACACCUGUCUUCCAGGAAACAGGGGACCUUCCAGCCCGUGCAUGUGAUCAACGUGGGCAUGGCAGACGACCCGGAAGGUGCCACCCUCGGAGCGUUCCUCAUCUGUGAGCUGUGCCAGCGCCUCCAGGAGGCGGGCGACAUGGACAAAAUGGCUGGGCUGCUCCGGCAAGCGGAGGAGAAAACGGGAAAGACUUUUUCUCACACCGUCUGCUUCUACUGAAGA